AUGGAUGUAGGCACCUAUAUUAUUAUAAAGGGUAACGAUGUACUGACCCAACUUGAUGAAAACGACGAAGAGUGCGAAGAACUCACCGAACAAUUUAAUGUUAAGCCUCAAGUAAAGGAUACAGUAUUUAAUCCAAAUUCUAAAAUUGAGAAAUUGGUAUUAAAUAAAAAAAAGAAAUUAGAUAAUAAGUAUGGUAAUAAUACUGAUAAUAAUAAUGAUAAUGUUAGUGAUGGUGUCAAUGGUAAUGAUAAUGUUGGUGAUAAUGUCAAUGAUAAUGGUAAUGCUAGUAGUAAUGUCAAUGAUAACGGUAAUGCUUGUAAUUAUGUCAAUGAUAAUGGUAAUGCUAGUAAUAAUGUCAAUGAUGACUAUGAAAAUAGUGAUAUUGUUUCUGAUAGUGGUUCUGAUUCAGAUCCAGAUAUUGUCAACUUUAUAUGGAAUUAUGAAAACAAUCUAAGAACCGUCCCAAAGUCGGAUAGAUUAACAAAAUCCAAAUCGAAAAAUGUGACUAAUUUUAAAAGUUUAACCAGCAAUUCUGUUGUAGAAAAUUUACAAUAUCAUGGUGCUGACAUUUACAAAAAUUACAUGUAUUAUGUUGAUAAUGAUAUUUAUUUACUGGAAUUGGAAAUUUUGGUAAGCAAACUGUUGAGAUCAAGAGCAUCUGAAUCAUAUGACAUAAUUGAAGGUGAGAUUGAAAUGUUGUUUUUGGGGUACUGGAAAUUGGAAACUCAGGACUUAAAAAAUUAUAACGAGGAUAGUGAACAGAGCAGUGUUGAGGAGGACAAUAGUGAAAAGAAAAAUGAAAGUAAAAAUAAUGAAAAUGAAUGUAAUGAAGGUAAAAAAUGUUAUGACAUGAGCGAAGAUAGUGAUUGUGUGGAAGAUGAUUUCGAGACAUUGACUAGGGAAUGUGAUAUUUUGUGUAAAGAUUUAGGCAUACAAUUAUUCCCCGAUAGCAAACAGGCACCAACUGCAAUAGUGAAAAAAAUAAACAAACGUAAACAAAUCACAGAUAUUGCAAAUCACAAAAAGAAAAGUAAAUUAAAUUUCCUAACCAAUACAACCGACGUAGAAAAUAUAACUGAAAAACAAAAUAUUAAUACAAACAACAAUAGUAAAGACAUUUCUAAUCAAUAUAGUGAGUUAUUUGGUGAAUCUAUAUUUUCUAUUGAACAAAAACUAAGAAGAGAAUUAAAUCUAUUGGAAAAUAAAUUAAAAUCAGAUACUGACCUAACAACUAUAACAUCAGCUGUAACAUUUCUAGACAAGCUUGAUUGUGACUAUUUUCCAGUAUUUUCUUUAUUUAUUAAAAUUCUUAUCACUCUCCCAAUAUCUAUUGCUACAGCAGAAAGAAGCUUUUCUUCUCUACGUUUACUAAAAACAUGGCUAAGAACUAGAAUGAGCGAAGAAAGAAAGUUUGACGAAAAAUCGGAAGACCAAUGUAAUUGGUAUACAUAA
Messenger RNA from Metopolophium dirhodum (rose-grain aphid), 1452 nucleotides. RefSeq lists its product as uncharacterized. The record is from RefSeq and is a predicted model, not a curated record. Gene Ontology annotation, molecular function: protein dimerization activity. The transcript is spliced from 4 exons. Bases 1 to 1452 code for a protein of 483 amino acids. NCBI's taxonomy places the organism in Eukaryota, Metazoa, Arthropoda, Insecta, Hemiptera, Aphididae.